GGACGCACUGACGCACUGACGCACGGACGCACGCCCACUGCGCUCUUGGAUCAGGGCCGAUUUUUCUGCAACACUCGUAAAAAAACUACAACUCCGAGUCUUAAAGAUGUCUUUGAGUGAGAAAAGCGAUUCAGAGAUUAGUGAGCUGCUCUCAGAGUACGGCAUCAAACAUGGACCGGUCGUUGAAUCAACCAGAAAACUUUAUGAGAAGAAGCUGGAGAAGGCCAUGGACGAGGCAGCCACUAAGAGCCCCUCGUCUGAUAAGACCUACUACAGAGAGGAGGAGGAAGUCAUCACCUACAUCACAUACCACACUCCGCCUCGGUUUGAAGGAACUGGCGACAUGCUCAAACACAGAGGAGCCGCUCUGCAAAACCAAACCAACCACGAAGACGACCACAAACCUGAACUGGACCAAGAGCCUCCAGUGCAAAGCUCCAUAAGGAAACUGGACCACAGCUCCCUCCCGCCCAAAGCCCAGGAGAAGAAGGCCAAACCGGGUUGUCUGUGGAGGCUGACACGCCUCGUCCUGGUGCUAGCACUGUUAGCUGCUUUAGGCUACUACAUCUUCUGUCAUGUGAUCAGUGCACAGGAAAGUCAAGAGCCUCAGUAGAGCUGGAUUUUAUCAAAGAAAAGCAGAAAACCAAAGAAAGAAACAUAAAGAAGGAACAUGCGAGCCUACAUAGUUUUAAGUCUAAGUUUAAAGUGCAUGUGACAGGAUAGAUGCUCAUUUUAUCAGAGUUAACAUAUUUAAGAUUUUACUGCAAAUCUUGGCCAGUUUAACAAUUAUGGUGAAGUUUACAAUUUUACUUCCUGGUUUGACUUUGGUAGCAGAUGAGAUUUAUGUAGAGGUAUCUGCUGUUACCGAGCAACCAUAAUGUAAACAACCUGUCAUUUGGUACUUUUGUACUUUUUUUUCUGUCAGAUAACUGAUGUAAAACUUAAAGAUGCACUAUGUAACUUUUCUGGAGGAAAGGUUACUGCUUGUCUCCAUGGAGAUGUUAUUGUUAUUGCCAUAGUGUGGCUUUAAAUGUCCAUUCAUCUUUAAAACAUCUGUAAUUGAACAAAUGUAAGAUAGACAGUUUAAUGCCACACUGUAGAACCUAAUCUAGGCAAAGUAAUGUCAUCUCCAUGGAGACAAGCAGUUCAUUUACUGUCCUCAAGAAAGUUAUGUAGUGCAUCUUUAAAGGCAGCUUUAUUGCACAUUAACAUGCAAGAAAGGCUUGAAAUUAUUAUUUACAGGAAAUAGUAUCAAAUAAUAAGACUUUAUACUGAGAUGCACUGAUCCAACUUUUUCAGUUCCAAUUCCGAUAUCGAUACUUUGGCUUUUGGUGUCUGUCGAUACCUGAUAUUAAUCGAUACCAGAGACAUGUUUAUUUUAAAACAUGAACAGUUGAUCCAGUUAUUUAUCCAGCAGAUAACUGCUGAACGGCUUUGGAAAAAUAAAAGUUAGAACAUGAAACAUUCCUGGGCCACAGCCGUAAAUAACCUUAAAGAAUUGAUAUGGAGUUCAGUUCAUAUCCAGUUCAUUUUCCUGGAUCGGUGUUGAUAUUCGAUACCAGUAUCGGUGCAUCCCUAAUUGUGUGUAAAUGUUUUAAUUACAAGCAAAAUUUUCAAAACGAGUGUCCAGAUCUUUUUGCGUUCAAGUAAAUGAUCCAAUAUGUCAAAAAAAAAACUAAUAUUCUGAAUUCAAGUCCUUUUGAAACGUUCCUUUUGACAGUGUGUUUCUGCUUGUUGCCAUUUUUAAUGUGUUUCAUAUUUUGUUGAUUCAUCAAAAAUGUCAAAUUGGCAUCGGUCUAAAAUAAAGGGUAUUUUAAUAUGACUCCUUUGGAUUUCUUCCACAUCUAUUAUUAUGGAGGUAGACUUACUACUGAUGCCCUCCCAUCCUCCUGUAUCCCUGUAGUGUUAGCCUGAGAUGGGGCAAGUCAAAUGGCUCUAGUGAAUGAGCAGAUGUUGUAAUAAUUAUUCAUAAUAAUCCAUUGUAUUUGUACAGAGCCCUUAAAGACUCUUAAGGCGUUUUACAGAUCAUGAUUCAUUCACAUUCAUUGCACAACAGCCUCUGCU
Periophthalmus magnuspinnatus is the source of this 2064-nucleotide messenger RNA. It is a transcript of the gene emd, whose product is annotated as emerin. Lineage: Eukaryota; Metazoa; Chordata; Actinopteri; Gobiiformes; Gobiidae. The record is from RefSeq and is a predicted model, not a curated record. The coding region runs from base 107 to 613 and encodes 168 amino acids. The transcript is spliced from 7 exons.